GCAGAAAGGGGCUCAGGGGCCCUGGUGCGUCAUGUGGGUCACAGGGCUCCGUGUGGUUCGGGGAGCAGGCAGUCACAAGGGACUCACUGGUGCCUGCCUUGAGGCCUGGGGCUGCGGCCGCCUCUGUGCAGACGUCUCCCCAGCACCCGGCUCUGCGGGGCAGGGCAGCGGCCACAGGGAGACCGGGCGAGGACGGCAGCCUUUGCAGUCCACGCAGCGUCUCUGCGGAGGGGCGAGAGCUGCUCCCUCCCCUCCCAGGAGGCAGGUGGGGGCUCUGGGCCUUUCCCACCCUCCUCCGGUCACGUCACGGGACAAAGGGCUGGCGGGCUUGUGACUGAAACUGGCCAGACAGCGCUGCGGCGGUUUUUAUUCAGAAGGGAAGUUUAGGCUCUUGGGCAGAGCUGAGAUGGGAACAGGAAACCCACAGGGCCCCUUUAUUCGGCAAAAAGGUCAGUCAGCACCUCGGGGUCCCUGCAUGUGUGAGCGAGGUGGGGAAUGCACUUUUCGGGGCUCCUCCUCUACAGGAAACCCAGAGGGGACUGAAGCGGUGCAGGCGGGCACUCGCUGCUCCCAUGGGCGCCUCCUCCACGCCUGCCCUUCCCUAGGCUCUGCCCGGACAGCUCCCGCCCCCCGCAGGCCCACCUGUCCCCCAGUGCUGCCUCACCUGGCAGGCCGGAGCCUCUCUCCCCCCAGACACCCCCCCAAGCUCUCCCCCGACGCGGAUUCUCGGAUUCCGAGGCACGGCCUCUCGCACGGGUGGUUUCUCUUUCUCUUUCUAUUUCUCUUUGAGCUGGUAGGCGCAGCAAUGGCACCAAGCUCCUCUGCUGGAGGUCGUCCCACUGGCCGGGUUCCUGGACUGCUGGCCUGAGCUGAGGCACAUGGCGCCUCCUCCCUUGAGACCAGCCCCCAAAGCCGACCUCUUGAGGCUGGUGCUGUAUCUCAUCUUCCUGGGAGCCCCCUGCUGCGCCCCAGCUCUGCCCUCCUGCAAAGAGGAUGAGUACCCAGUGGGCACCGAGUGCUGCCCCAAGUGCAGCCCGGGUUACCGCGUGAAGCAGGCUUGCGGGGAGCUGACGGGCACAGUGUGUGAGCCCUGCCCUCCAGGGACCUACAUCACCCACCUCAAUGGCCUGAACAAGUGUCUGAAGUGCCGAAUGUGUGACCCAGCUAUGGGCCUGCUCGCCACCCGGAACUGCUCCAGGACAGAGAACACCCUGUGCAGCUGCGGCCCAGGCCACGUCUGCGUCCUCCAGGAUGGGGACCACUGUGCUGCGUGCCAGGCCUACGCCACCUCCAGCCCGGGCCAGAAGGUGCAGGAGGGAGGCACCGAGGGUCAGGACACCCUGUGUCAGAACUGCCCCCCAGGGACCUUCUCUCCCAUUGGGACCCUGGAGGGAUGUCAGCACCGGACCAAGUGCAGCAGCUGGCUGGAGACCGAGGCGGGACCUGGGACCAGCAGCUUCCCCGGGGCGUGGCCUCCCGUCGUCAUUGUCAUCGGCAUCGUCGUCAUUGUCCUCAUACCGGGCCUAAUCAUAUGGAGGAAAAGAAGAAGGAAGCGAAGGGGCGACUUCCAGCUGAAUGCCUCCCUCCAGGAGGCAGGUGAGGAACAGUCAGUCACCGAGGCCCUGCAGGCUCCUCCGCAUGUCACCACAGUGGCCGAGGAGGAGACAACACCCACAUCCACAGGGGAGAGCCCAAACCACUGACUGAAAGACUGCGCACCCGACACCAGAGACCUGGAGCGGCAGCUGCCGAGAGGCUGUGUCCGGCGGGACCGCAGGCGCCGGAGGAGCUCGGGGCUCAGGUGGGCCCCUGCUGGGGUGGGGCUGGGGGUGCCACAUGCCCUCCCCAUGGCCCAGUGAGCGCCUGGACCCUCCGUUCUGCUGCCGCCUGAGCUCCCCGGAGCCCUGACAAGCAGCCCCGGCUCUCAGCCCACACGCGCAGCCCAGAGGGCCCUCCGGACCCCAGCUGUCCGCCGGUGUGAAUCCUCAGCAGGACAGGCCCGGGCACGGCCUCACAACCAAGGCUGGACUGGUUGGCCACGUGCGUGACAUUAAAUAGAUGUCACGGUUGAAGCGAUUUUCUAAGCUUGAGCUCAGCUCCUAUUUGCGGUGAAACUGCGUUUGGGGAGGUCCUGCGGGUGUGGGACGAUGGAAUAGCUUGUUUCUCCUCAAACUUUCACCUGCCGGUAUUUCUUGCUGAACGAGGAGUUCCCGGACGGCUGCUGGGCAUGCAGCCACCCUGCCCUCCCCCGCCACGCUUGGGCGUUCCCUCCACCCUCGCUCCACCCAGAGAGGAGCCCCACCCGCCCCUUCGCACCCAACAGCCCAGCGCUCCGCGGGCCCUCCUGACCUCUGUGGCUCCGUCCGUGGCUACUGCCGUGGACCUUUAUGCUCAAGUGGUCUCAGAUUUGCCCCAAAAAACCCGGAUCUACAUCUGACCUACACUUCCCGACUGUGUCCACUGAGAUAUCCCCGAAUCAGCGACACCCGCUGUGCCCAGCCGACCCCCCGCCACCUUCACCGGCCACCCGACAGGCCCAGGCCCCGCUGGUAGGGGUGUGCCCAGGCCUCUGAGCCACAGAUUCGUUUUGUGCCUGGGACGAGACCCGUUUCCCCACGACUGGAGGCAGAAGCUGGGAGGGGAACGACCCGACCGCCACGGCGGGAGGAUGGAGGGGCCCAGGGUGUGCCUCCCCUGCAGGGAGAAGGCCGAAGUGCUGGGGCAGGACCCAAAGGCCUCCGCCUGUUUCCACACAAACAGUGAAGAAGGAAGUAACUAGAAAUAGAACCGUAGUAGUUAUCAGUGAGUCACAGGUGAUCUUAGGGAUUCACAGGUGGUCUUAAUUCUUUUUUUUUCCAGUUGCUAAGUUCCUUAAGCCUCUUUUAAUGUAAAAGAUAUAUAGAUAUAUCUAUAUAAUUGCAUAUCUAUGUAUAAUUGCCUAUAUACAUAUAUUCUGGGGAACACAAGCGGAUCACGCAGGGUUGUUGCGUGGGUACACACAUGGCAAUGUGGUUUGCUGCCUUCACCUCCCCCGGUC
This is a messenger RNA of Saimiri boliviensis boliviensis (Bolivian squirrel monkey), 3037 nucleotides long. RefSeq names its product TNF receptor superfamily member 14 (gene TNFRSF14). Gene Ontology annotation, biological process: positive regulation of T cell migration; negative regulation of alpha-beta T cell proliferation; positive regulation of cytokine production involved in immune response. NCBI's taxonomy places the organism in Eukaryota, Metazoa, Chordata, Mammalia, Primates, Cebidae. The record is from RefSeq and is a predicted model, not a curated record. Gene Ontology annotation, cellular component: external side of plasma membrane. Gene Ontology annotation, molecular function: protein binding.